AUGCACGACACGGACGCAAGGGUCGCAUUUCUGGAUUGGCUGCGCUCUCAUGGCGCGUACGUGCACCUGAGCCUGUAUUUUCGUCACAAUGAGAAAGAUGGAUGGGGCCUUUACACUCGAGAUGUCCUGGGCGAGGCAACGGAAGCAAUGCGAAUCCCUCGCUCAAUAGUGCUUCAUCCCAUGAUAGCCCACCAAAAACUAUGUCAGGGUUUACGUGUAAAUGAUGGAUAUGAGACACUCUGCCCAAGAGAAUGGAUGCUUUUGUACCUCGUCAUCCAACGAGUUCUAAGUGAAAAAACUUUGACAGGUGGGACGAUGACAAUACUGGGGGCACAUAUACCUUAUAUUCGAAUUUUCCCUACCAGUAUGCUCACGCCGCUACAUUACUCAACGUCAGAGCUUUCUUUAUUAGAAGGCACAACUUUGUACCAUGGUGCAAUACAGCGGCGUGAGGCAUCAAAGCUAUCUUCAGAGCGUGCCAAGGAUUGGUUAGUUUCUGCCAUGACUUCCGCGAGUGACGAUCAAAUCAGGCUUCUUCUCACAUGGAUCGGCGAAAUAGACUGGCACUCAGCAUGGCUCUGGGCAGAGGACGGAUACGCAAGUCGUAGUUUUCCACCACAGGUUGCUGGCUGGCCUCAGGGAGACGAGCCCAUUCUAAUUCCAGGAUUCGACGCUUUAAAUCACCGUCGUGCGGAACCAGUGACUUGGUCUUUCCGUGAACCUGCAUUAGCCGUCUUCACGCUUCGACGUGCUUACUCGCAAGGUGAGCAAGUCUACAAUAAUUAUGGUGCCAAAAGCAAUGAAGAGCUAUGCAGCUCCUACGGAUUCGUUGAACCGGAUGGACCAGAUGAUCUACUUGCGUUAGCGUUGCGCAGCAACGCUGAUGAUGCAGCUGGUGUGUUUUAUUGGCCGCAGAACCAAACAGAACCUCCCUCAGCCUUGCUGGUCAGACUUCGCGAACAUGUUGGACCCACUGCGGAGACGGGGCGUGUUGCACGACUGCUUUUGGAAGUUCAAGUCAUGGAAAUGUUGGAAAAAAUGCUUCGCCAACGUCGAAAAGCAUUUCGUCUUACGCAGCGGGAAGUUGAGGAUGCCGUGCCGUUUAAAAAUGAAUCAGAUUUUGUUCGUGAAAGCGUGCUGUACGUCAUUCGAACCUAUCGAGAUGCCCAAGCCAGCAUGUUGAACAAAAAAAUACAGUGGGUUCAAGCAGAGCUGGACCGUUUGCUCGAUGAGCUAGAGCAUGAAGGUUGGACACCUUAG
Messenger RNA from Malassezia restricta, 1260 nucleotides. Its product is annotated as lysine methyltransferase. The transcript has 2 exons. The record is from RefSeq and is a predicted model, not a curated record. Gene Ontology annotation, biological process: peptidyl-lysine monomethylation. Lineage: Eukaryota; Fungi; Basidiomycota; Malasseziomycetes; Malasseziales; Malasseziaceae. Gene Ontology annotation, cellular component: nucleus. The coding region runs from base 1 to 1260 and encodes 419 amino acids. Gene Ontology annotation, molecular function: protein-lysine N-methyltransferase activity.